Molecule: messenger RNA, 2438 nt
Organism: Archocentrus centrarchus (flier cichlid)
Lineage: Eukaryota; Metazoa; Chordata; Actinopteri; Cichliformes; Cichlidae
Product: poly(rC)-binding protein 4-like
Exons: 14
Coding region: 463-1836 (457 amino acids)
Molecular function (GO): RNA binding
Source: RefSeq, a predicted model, not a curated record
AGGUCCUGUGGGGACUGGAAGGCUCACAAAGCACCACACCGGCCGAAGCAGGGAUGCAGAUAUAUCAGAGGUUUGGAAGCAGCUGAGCCAGAGGAUUUUUACCCUAGGAGCACUCGGCUCUGUCCCACGGGCUGCCUCGGUUAUUAGCGAUCAGGGUGAGCGGGGUGGUCGCAGCCUGCAUCUGUGUGUGUGUGUGUGUGUGUCUCUCCUCUCUUCAGCGCACAGGCGCUCUGCACUCCAGUCUGCUGACACACCGGGAGGACAGUCCGCACUACACCUCCGUGUCAUUGGACUCUAUGUGGAUACAAAGCCCGGUCAACACAGAUCCAUGGGGAUUGUUUAGAGUGAACUGCUGACUGCGACCUUUUACAUGAAAUCAGAGCAGCACUGAAGGAUCUCAGACAGCCAGAGAACAAGUGCUGGCCUUCGCUUGACUGUGUGACCAGCGAAUGAGCCUUGUUCAUGCGUCUCCCUGAGUGCCACUCCCACAUCACCAUGAACUGUGAGCAGGACUUUGGCGACGGGGGCCUGGGAGUGACCCUCACACUACGACUGCUCAUGCAUGGAAAGGAGGUUGGCAGCAUCAUAGGAAAGAAAGGAGAGACUGUCAAACGAAUACGGGAAGAGAGCAGCGCACGGGUCAACAUUUCAGAAGGCUCCUGUCCAGAAAGGAUCAUCACCAUUACUGGCUCCACAGACAGCGUCUUCAGAGCUUUUACCAUGAUCACAUACAAACUGGAGGAGGACUUAACUGCACUGGUGGCCAAUGGUACCAUCAGCUCCAAGCCACCGGUUACCCUCCGGCUGGUCAUCCCUGCCAGCCAGUGUGGCUCCCUCAUCGGGAAGGGAGGGGCCAAGAUAAAGGAGAUCAGGGAGAGCACUGGAGCUCAGAUACAGGUGGCAGGGGAUUUGCUACCCAACUCAACUGAGCGAGGGGUGACGAUAUCUGGGAAUCAGGACUCGGUAAUCCAGUGUGUCAAGCUCAUCUGCACAGUAAUCCUGGAGUCUCCCCCAAAGGGUGCAACCAUUCCCUAUCGACCAAGCCCCUCACCAGCUGCUCUCCUCAUUGCAGGAAACCAGGUGUUUGAAGCAUCAGAAUUUGCACCCCACCCUCUCUACUCAGUCGCCCAGGGUGGCCUGGACCUCCAGCAGGCCUACACUUUGCAGAACCAAUAUGGCAUUCCACACUCAGAGCUGGCCAAGCUACAUCAGCUGUCAGUGCAGCAAGGCUUGAGUCCUAUUGCCCAGCCUGCUUCAGCUGUCAUACCUGGGAUGGACUCAAACUCUCAGACGUCUCAGGAGCUGCUUAUUCCCAAUGAUCUGAUUGGCUCGAUCAUUGGCCGUCAGGGCACUAAGAUCAACGAGAUCAGGCAGGUGUCAGGAGCUCAGAUUAAAAUCGGGAGCCAGCUGGACGGGACAAGUGAUCGCCAUGUCACUAUCACAGGAACACCAGUGAGCAUCAACCUGGCCCAGUACCUCAUUACCUCCUGUUUAGAGACAGCCAAAUCUACAGCCCAAGCAGCCAGCAUGGCAAGUCCAGUUGACCUCAACAUGGCCUUCACCCAGCCAGCCUCCCCAGCUGCUUCUCCUGCACCCACCCUGGCUGCUGUGAGCACCCUGACCCCAGCUCAUGUUCUGGGAACUCCAUACGGUGCCAUGCCCCUCUCUGGGCUGCUGGGGGUGAAGUCUGUCCCCUUUCUGACUUUGUCCAGCCCAGCCCCCACCGUAGCUGUCACUGCAGCACCCUCCCAUACCACUCUGGCUGCCUACACGGCCAAAAUUUCCUCAGCCAACUGCAUCAAAAAGCCAGAGAGACAGAAGUUCGCUCCCUACUGAUGAAGCCUCUGAGCUCCAUGUGCAGAGAGUCAGAUGAAGGACAGCUGCAGUGUUCUUUCACAAACGCCUGAUGUAGCCAUAUCCGCUGGCAGACAUGCUCUUGCCUUUUAUUCUAUGAUACACCAACAGAGACGAGACCGAUGGAGAUGUGGAUAAAGCUAUUAAAAUUUAUUUACAACUAUAGAUAAUUUGUGAGUUACCCAUGAAUUGAUGGACAGCCGUCAUUGUCACCUCAUCACUGUUAUUGAUCACAAAAAAAAAAAAAAAAAAAAAAGGGCUGGAGCCUCACCUGAGAGACACAUGUUUACCAGUUUUUACAUGUGUGUCUCAAGUUAGAAAACAGCUAAGUAUUUAUCCUCAAUAAAUUUGUAAAUUAUACUCAGAUGACAGAUGUUCUACUGUAUGAUGCUUUUAUACAAUGUCUAUGUUUGCCUCUUGAAGUUUUUAAGAAAAUUUGUAAUUGUCUGGGGGUUUUCUUUUUUUCCCUUUUUUUUUUUUUUAAAUAAUCUGUGCUAUAUUACUGUACUUUACGUUGUUCAGUGUUAUGUCUCUUGUGUUGGAAUUUAUUUUGAUCGUGCAACUUGGUUCAUCUUUAUUUAUUA